Prorocentrum cordatum is the source of this 2330-nucleotide messenger RNA. Lineage: Eukaryota; Dinophyceae; Prorocentrales; Prorocentraceae. The record is from the annotation of a GenBank genome assembly.
AGGAUUGUUUGCCAGGACUUUCUCCCAGUCACCCGUUUACAUUCACUAUUACUUAUUGGUUUUCAUAGGAUGGUUGUUUACGCUCACUCGAAUAUGUGUAUUAGCCUGGCACUAGCGCGCGUGCAAGUGAUUUAUGCGCGCAUGCAUGAUGUACAUUUCGGGAUACGCAGAGCUCCACGCCAACACGGAGACGAUUCAUACGGCCCGAGGUGCUCAGAUCACCUAGGUGCGAUCAGUGGAAGCACAUGGAGUGACAGUAGGAACGGAUGCGCAGAGUACGCUGCAAACAUCAAUUGGUGCGAAUUUUACGGCCGUUACAACUACAAUGGAGAGGGCACGGCCAAGUGGGCAUGUUGUGCUUGCGGCGGCGGCGUGAUUGCGCCGGGCGACCCAACUCCAUCCCCCACAGGGUGCGUGGAUCACCUUGGAGCGACCAGCGGCAAUGCCUGGUCUGACGGGUGGAACGUUUGCGACGCGUACGCUGCGAACACUGGAUGGUGCGACUCAUAUGGCAUACACGAUUAUAGCGGAGAAGGCACCGCCAUUUGGGCAUGUUGUGCGUGCGGUGGCGGUUGGCAUGCGACGGACAGCCCGACGCCUAGCCCAAUCCUCAGCCCGACGUCCAGACCGACGCCCAGCCCGACGCUCAGCCCCACGUCGAGCCCGACGCCGAGCCUCACGCCAACUCCAGCAGCGCUCACGCCCGCAGUUCAGGCGCCUGUCCCGACAGGCAGUCCCACGGCGAGCCCGACGCCGCCUCCAAUACAGUCCACGUUUGACGCCAUGCCUCUCGCGAUGCCGGUCCAAACGUCAAGCGCAGGGCUAGAGCCAGUGUCAGGCGCAAUGGCGAGCCCGAUGUCCACGCCAGCCCCGAUGUCAGGCUCAAUGUCGAGUUCGACUCAGAGCACCGUCGUCGCUGCCGCGGGCGAUCCUCAUAUGCAGAAUGUGCACGGUGAGCGGUUCGAUUUGAUGAAGGAGGGAAGGAGUGUUUUGCUAAACAUACCUCGCGGAGAACGCGCUGGUAACACAUUGCUUCGCGUGGUGGCCGACGCGCGCCGAUUGGGUGGAGCAUGCGCUGGUCUAUAUUUCAGUUCAAUAAAUGUUACAGGAGCUUGGUCAGAGAAACAACGAAGGGGAGGAUACAGUUACGCUGCUCGAACUAUUGUCAAGAAACCUCCGAAAUGGCUCAUAUUCGGUCACCGGCAUGGCUUUGGCUGUGCGAUCAAAGUUGUCUAUGGACGUACGCAAGGGGGUUUGGUCUACUUGAAUUUCUACGUUCGACACUUGGGGCGAGCAGGAUUUGUCGUCGGAGGCCUACUGGGUGAAGACGACCACUCAUAUGUAGCCACGCCUUCCGCUGCAUGUCUCCAGCGCAUGGCCUUGCAUUCGCAGUCAGAAGUCAACAGAAACGGCUCCGAUGAGAGGUCGGUUGCUUCAGCCAGUUUCACAUGACCACGUUCUGUAUUCAGUUCCUGUGCCCUUCGCUUCGCGCCCUCCUCAUCGUACUGCCAUCUUGGAGCCGACUUGGAGCUGUCUUCGAGCGCACCGAGGCCGAAUAGCAGAGAUUGCAGGUCGUCUGGACCAAUUUCGCACUCCAUUUUGCAAGUUUGUCCAGGCGUCCUCGGUCGCCUCCGGUCUCUCCCUCCCUCUUUCUGCACCCUUCGGUUUCGGAGAUUCAGAGGACGUCCCAAGCAGAGUCGCCCAAACCUGUUCUCGUCUUGGGCUUAGGGGGGCGGGCGGUUAGCCACAGGGGAUCCUCCCCUUGGGGAAAUCGCCCCGUGGUUUUCGCGCCUGCCCUCCUCCUUUACCUGUCAGAGCUCGCUGGGCUGCCUUCCCCCAGUCCAGUGGGCAGGAGGCGACGCCCGACCGCGGCCGUUGCCUGCAUUUCCCACGUUUGAUGUCAAACAAAACCAUCAGCAUCAGCAUCCCUCAUCCCUCAUCCCUCAUCUCUCAUCCCUCCUCCGCUGCCGCUCUCCCGCGCCUUGCCCUUUGCCGUGCCUUCUCGCGGGGCGGGCGCAUCCUGGGCGCGCGCCCGCCGCCCCAUCGCUGCCUCCUCCGCGUGGAGGAGGUGGAGGCCACGCUUCCUCUUGCUCCACUGGGCCUCUCCUUCUCGGAGGCCCGUUCCGCUAAAAGGAGGGGAUGGAUGCUGACGAGGGCUUGGAAGCCUGCGGUUUCCAUUUCUCUCUGGUCGCUGACCUUUUUGCGCGUUGUACGUUCGGCUCCAUCAUAUGUAGAUGUUGAGCGCGCGCGAAACGCACGCGCUCGGGGUGUUCAAGCAUGCGACGCACACCCGUUGCCGUUUCGACCGGACGUAGGGCCCAUGAGUUGAA